AUGGGCCGCUACCGCGUCCGGGUGGCCACCGGCGCCUGGCUCUUCUCGGGGUCGCUGAACCGCGUGCAGCUGUGGCUGGUCGGGGAGCGCGGGGAGGCGGAGCUGGAGCUGCGGCUGCGGCCGGCGCGGGGCCAGGGGGACGGUCCCCCGAGGGCGCGGGCGCGGGGAGAGCGCAGCCAGCGGACGGGGCAGGUGACGAGGCUCCGGGUUCAACCCAAGACCCUGGGGCCUCGCCCCGCGUCCCUCGUCCUCUCGGUGCGAUGGGGCGUCGGAGACCCGCCCGCAGGUGUUGGGAGGAGGCGGCGCCGUCCUUGGAGGCCUCGUCACCUGACUCCACAAAGGACCCCGCACCCCCAGCAGACGUCCCCUCCUGGGUCCCCGCUACUGAGUGUCACGGGGUCCUGGUCCCCACAGGUGGAGGAGUUUGAGCACGAUGUCCCCGAGGACCUGGGGCCACUGCAGUUCGUGAAGUUGCGCAAACACCACUCCCUGGUGGACGACGCGUGGUUCUGCGACCGCAUCACGGUGCAGGGCCCAGGCGCGGGCGAGGAGGCCGCCUUCCCCUGCUACCGCUGGGUGCAGGGCGAGGGCGUGAUGAGCCUGCCCGAGGGCACAGCCCGCCUGGCAGGAGACAAUGCAUUGGAUGUGUUCCAGAAACAUCGAGAGAAGGAACUGAAAGAAAGACGACAAAUAUACUGCUGGGCCACCUGGAAGGAAGGGCUACCCCUGACAAUAGCUGCAGGCAGUGAGGAUGAUCUACCUCCAAAUGCAAGAUUCCACAAGGAGAAGAAACUGGACUUUGAAACGACACUGAGGGCAGGGAUUCUGGAGAUUGCCCUCAAGCGUGUUUACACCCUCCUGAGCUCCUGGAACCAUCUGGAGGAUUUUGAUCAGAUCUUCUGGGGCCAGAAGAGCACUCUGGCUGAGAAGGUUCAGCAGCGCUGGCAGGAUGAUGAGCUCUUUGGCUACCAGUUCCUCAAUGGCGCCAACCCCAUGCUGCUGAGACGCUCCACCUCUCUGCCCUCCCGGCUGGUGCUGCCCUCGGGGAUGGAGGAGCUUGGGGCCCAGUUGGAGAAAGAACUCCAGAAGGGUUCCCUGUUUGAGGCUGACUUCAUCCUGCUGGAUGGAAUUCCAGCCAAUGUGAUCCAAGGAGAGCAGCAGUACCUGGCUGCCCCCCUCGUCAUGCUGAGGAUGGAGCCCAGUGGGAAGCUGCUGCCCAUGGUCAUCCAGAUCCAGCCUCCCAACCCCAGCUUUCCAACCCCACCACUGUUCCUGCCCUCAGAUCCUCCACUUGCUUGGCUCCUGGCAAAGUCCUGGGUCCGAAGUUCAGAUUUCCAACUGCACGAGCUCCGAUACCAUCUUCUGAACACUCAUCUGGUAGCUGAAGUGAUCGCUGUGGCCACCAUGAGGUGCCUCCCAGGACUGCACCCUGUCUUCAAGCUCCUGAUCCCACACAUCCGCUACACCAUGGAGAUCAACACACGGGGUCGGACCCAACUCAUCUCAGAUGGAGGUAUAUUUGAUAAGGCAGUGAGCACAGGUGGAGGGGGCCAUGUGCAGUUGAUGCGUCGGGCCAUGGCUCAGCUGACCUACCGCUCCCUCUGUGCUCCUGACGAUCUGGCUGACCGCGGCCUGCUGGGAAUCCCAAGUGCCCUCUAUGCCCAUGAUGCUCUACGGCUCUGGGACNCGAUCAGGUACGUGGAAGGGAUCAUUCACCUCUUCUACCAUGGCGAUGACAUCGUGAGAGGGGACCCUGAGCUGCAGGCCUGGUGUCAGGAGAUCACUGAGGUGGGGCUGUGCCAGGCCCAGGACCGAGGUUUCCCUGUCUCCUUCCAGUCUCUGAAUCAACUCUGCCACUUCCUUACCAUGUGUGUGUUCACAUGCACUGCCCAGCAUGGGGCCAUCAACAAGGGCCAGCUGGACUGGUUUGCCUGGGUCCCUAAUGCCCCAUGCACAAUGCGAAUGCCCCCACCGACCACCAAAGAAGAUGUGACAAUGGCCACAGUGAUGGGCUCACUACCUGAUGUCCAACAGGCAUGUCUUCAAAUGGCCAUCACAUGGCAUCUGGGUCGACGCCAGCCAGACAUGGUACCUCUGGGGCAUCACAAAGAAAUGUAUUUCUCAGGCUCCAAGGCCAAGGCUGUACUAAACCAAUUCCAAACAGAUCUGGAAAACUUGGAAAGGGAAAUUACAGCCCGGAAUGAGCAACUUGGCUUAGCCUACGAAUACUUAAAGCCCAGCCACAUAGAGAACAGUAUCACUAUCUGAGCUCUAAGGUGUCCCCACCUGGAAAACUUUAGCUCUCCCAACUAAAUCCCCUACAUCAGUAUCCCAUUUGCCCAGGGUGGGCAGCAAACCUUUUCUGUAAAAGGCCAAAUAAAAACUGUAGGCUUUGUAGGCCACACAGUCUCUGCUACAACUACUCAGCUCUCCCAUUGCAGCAAAAAGCAGCCACAGACAAUAUGAAAAUGAAUGAGUGUGACUGUGUUCCAAUAAAGCUUUAUUCAUGGACAGUGAAAGAACUUAAUGUGUCACAAAAUAUUCUUCUUUUGGUUUACAACCAUUUUAAAAUGCAAAAAGCAGCCCUAGUCAGUUU
Miniopterus natalensis is the source of this 2596-nucleotide messenger RNA. The record is from RefSeq and is a predicted model, not a curated record. NCBI's taxonomy places the organism in Eukaryota, Metazoa, Chordata, Mammalia, Chiroptera, Miniopteridae.